This is a messenger RNA of Didymodactylos carnosus, 1239 nucleotides long. The record is from the annotation of a GenBank genome assembly. NCBI's taxonomy places the organism in Eukaryota, Metazoa, Rotifera, Eurotatoria, Philodinida, Philodinidae.
AUGGAUCAACAAGAUCGAGAACCUUUUGCUCCAGUUAUCUUCUCAUUCAUUGGCAGUGCGCCUCCAAUGAAUAUUAUUAAGCAAAAAUUAAUCGAAUUAAAUAUUCUAUAUAAGUGUGAUACAACCUGCCGGUUCAAUAAUAAAAAAGAAUUACUAUUAUUCCCAGCUGAUAAUUCUUCUGAACAAAUUUUACUGAAUAACUGUCCGCAACAAAUAUUUGGUACGGAUGUUAAUUAUACGAGUCGCUCACCUCGAGGCAUUAGCAAAAGCUUUAGUCUAAUAUUGAAAUCUGUUGAUAGUUCUAUUGAUGAAAAAGAUUUAUUAAGAGAUAUUCAAGCAAUAGAAAGCGAAGUUACUGCUAUCCAUCGUAUUAGAAACGCCGCCCUUGAUAAGCCUACGUCAUUAGUUCGUCUCGACGUUUCUUCGGAAACAUGUCGUGAUCGCUUAUUAGCGCAACGAAAAUUAGUCGUUACGCCAUUCGCUUUUCCAACAGCCAAUUAUAUCCAACCUAUCAAAAUAAUUCGUUGUUUUAAGUGCCAAGAAUUAGGUCACUACGCUCAAAACUGUAAUAAUCAAUUAAAAUGUUCUAAAUGUAGUGGACCCCAUGCAAUUGAUAAGUGUAUCUCUAGUACCGAGAUUUGUCCAAACUGUGGUGAAAAUCACAGAGCUUCUUAUCCCGCAUGCAAAGUUAGGUUAUUGUACAUUAAUGAACUGAAAAAUAAACAAUUCAGUAGUUUUGUAAUGGAUACAUCGGUACAACAGCAAUGUCGAUCGUACGCUGCCGUCGCUCAACCUCAAUCAUCACAACUAAAUGGAAACGAAUCGAUUAAUGAAGAGAUUUUAAAACAAGUCUCAUCUGUUGGUAUAAUUGUGGAUUCCUUAAAACGUGAUAUUGCGAUACUGACAGAAAAUUUUAAAUCACAGUUGGCCUAUUUUAAUCAAAUGAUCGGUAAUGUACACGGUAAUGUACAUAAAUUCGUCCAACAGCUAGUCCCUACAUUAAUAAAAAUGACCAAAAAUAUUGAAAUAAAGAAUGAUUUAUCAAAAUGUAUGAAUACGUUUAAUUCAUUACCAAUUUGUAAUCAAAAUGUUUUCCCUUACGCAACCCAACAACUGCAGACAACAAUGUCUGCAUCAUUGUCUCAACCUUAUUCAAAUGUUAUCCUUGCUAUACCUAAUCCAACGAGCAUUCUCACAAACAACUCAAAUGGUGGUGACAUUCAGGUAAUCAAAUCAUGA